GUCAAUCACGCAGAGCUGCGACUGCGCGGGAACCAGAUACCGACUGAAUAUUCUCUGAGUGUCUGAACACAGACCUGCGCCUGCCCUGCUGGGGAAGUCGAGGCAGGGAUUGAACCCCCCGCUUUCAGAUCCCUUCUUACCGCAAAACAGGCAGAGAGAAGAGAAAUAGCUGGGGGCUAAGAAGCUGGUUUUGGUCUCUACACGCCCCAAACUGCAAACUUACUUUCUUUUCCUUUCUAUACCUCACUUCUCACCCCCAAGUAAGUGACACCACCAACCAUCCUCAGUUUACAUGCAUUUUUUUUGGAGGGUCUUUUUCAAACUCUUUAAAAUAUAUGGAAAGCUCUGGUCCUGCCACGCCUUAGUUGGAGACUCGUGUUGGAGUUGUGUAGGAAGAAAACAGAAGUUUUGCUGAAGGGAGACGUCUCCACUGUCCGUUGCCACUUGAGUGGACCUACAUUCCUGGAUUCGUAGUGGGCUCCGAAUAAACUUCUGAAGGGUGAAGGAGAGGGAGAAAGAUGUCCGUUGAUUGGACUUGAGCCGCGCAAAUAAAUCAAAGAGCAUGCCUAAGACGAAAAUCUGCAGGCCUGGGGGGACUUUGCUCUGGAUUCUGGCCACUUGGCCGGGCCAGCCCCGUGGCUGAACACGUGCUGAGUGCAGGAGCGGCAGUGGCCAGGUUGUGGGCAGACUGCUGGACCCAGACCAGCCUCCGGUGCCUUAUCCUGCCCUGCUAAGGAAGAGUACAGCUGGCACUUUGAGGAGUUGAGCUGCAGCUGCCCUUGCAGAGCAAACGAUGGAGAAAGACGAUCGGGAGAAGGAAGGGAAGCUGACCCUGGUGCUUGCCCUGGCAACAUUGAUAGCUGCCUUUGGUUCAUCCUUCCAAUAUGGGUACAACGUGGCUGCUGUCAACUCACCGUCAGAGCUCAUGCAGCAGUUUUACAAUAACACCUACCAGGAAAGAACCCAGGAGACCCUUGAUUCCUUCUCCUUGACACUGCUGUGGUCCGUGACGGUGUCCAUGUUCCCCUUUGGAGGCUUUAUUGGUUCUCUCAUGGUUGGACCCUUGGUGAAUAAGUUGGGCAGAAAAGGGGCCUUGCUAUUCAACAACAUCUUCUCUAUCGUGCCAGCCAUCUUAAUGGGGUGCAGCAAAACUGCCAGAUCAUAUGAGCUGAUCAUUGCUUCCAGACUCAUGGUUGGAAUAUGUGCAGGUCUAUCUUCCAAUGUGGUCCCUAUGUACUUAGGGGAACUGGCCCCUAAAAACCUGCGAGGGGCCCUUGGGGUGGUACCCCAGCUCUUCAUCACCGUCGGCAUCCUCGUGGCCCAGCUGUUUGGCUUUCGGAAUGUCUUAGCAAAUGAGGAAGGCUGGCCCAUCCUCCUGGGGCUGACUGGAGUCCCCGCAGCCUUACAGGUCCUCUUCCUGCCCUUCUUCCCUGAGAGCCCCCGCUACCUGCUGAUUCAGAAGAAAGACGUGUCAGCCACCGAGAAAGCCCUGCAGAGGCUUCGAGGUUGGAAGGAUGUGACCCUAGAAAUGGAGGAGAUCCAGAGGGAGGAUGAGGCUGAGAAGGCCGCGGGCUUUAUCUCUGUGUGGAAGUUGUUCAAGAUGCAGUCCCUGCGCUGGCAACUCAUCUCCAUCAUCGUCCUCAUGGCUGGCCAGCAGCUGUCAGGAGUGAACGCGAUCUACUACUAUGCUGACAAGAUCUACCUCAGCGCAGGUGUGAAGAGCAAUGACGUCCAGUAUGUGACUGCUGGGACAGGGGCAGUCAAUGUGUUCAUGACCAUUGUCACGAUAUUUGUGGUAGAGCUUUGGGGACGGCGGCUUCUACUCCUCCUUGGCUUCUCCACCUGCCUCACUGCCUGUAUCGUGCUGACGGUCGCUCUGGCGCUGCAGGACACCGUCUCCUGGAUGCCUUACGUCAGCAUCGUCUGCGUCAUCGUCUAUGUCGUAGGACAUGCCCUGGGACCCAGUCCCAUCCCUGCCCUGCUCAUCACUGAGAUCUUCCUGCAGUCCUCCAGACCAGCCGCCUACAUGGUCGGGGGUAGUGUCCACUGGCUCUCCAACUUCACCGUGGGGCUCAUCUUCCCAUUCAUUCAAGUGGGCCUCGGUGCCUACAGCUUCAUCAUCUUCGCAAUCAUAUGUCUCCUCACCACCAUCUACAUCUUCCUGGUCAUCCCAGAGACCAAGGGCAGGUCAUUCAUUGAGAUCAACCAUAUCUUUGCCAAGAAGAACAAGGUGUCGGAUGUGUACCCAGAGAAGGAGGAACUCAAAGACCUUCCACCUGCUGUUUCUCCGUAGUACCAGAGCCAGGGCACGAGCCAGUGUAGCUGGUCUGCAUGGACCUUUUCUCUGGACUUUGGUUCUGUCUUCUUAUUGUCUGUGACACUGGAAAUGAGACGAGCCUGGCAGAGAAUGCCAGCCCCAUCACCAGCCCCCAUCCAGUGAGGACAUCUGACCUCCUUUUGUGCUUUUCUGCUGUCUCUAAGCACAGAGGCCAGUCACAGGCUCUCAGCCACAUGCGACACUGUCCCUCACCUUUGCUAAGGAGACUGUGGUGUGGGUACUGUAACACAGCUUUUCUAACAAAAACAGUUCCUGCAGGACCAGACGGGAGGACCACAUUACACCAGCCAAGCUGACCCUUUGGUGGCUCCCACGUGCCUAGGGGGUCACUGAACCACAGUGACCCAAGGAGGUUGCUGGCAUUUGCUCGGGAUUGAAGUCAUCCUUAUCCUGACCCAGCAGUGUCAUGAAGCUGGGGAACAGACCAUGGAGAGAUAUUAACUGAGCAUGAACUAUUGACUGUAAAUGAUAUUAGUGGAACACCUAUGUAUAACCAAUAAAAGAGAUCUGACACUUUUCA
Molecule: messenger RNA, 2858 nt
Organism: Peromyscus eremicus (cactus mouse)
Lineage: Eukaryota; Metazoa; Chordata; Mammalia; Rodentia; Cricetidae
Gene: Slc2a5
Product: solute carrier family 2 member 5
Exons: 13
Coding region: 794-2293 (499 amino acids)
Biological process (GO): fructose transmembrane transport
Cellular component (GO): membrane
Molecular function (GO): fructose transmembrane transporter activity
Source: RefSeq, a predicted model, not a curated record